AUGAUUCCUGCCUUCUCUCUGCAGGAAGCAUUUGACCAGGACUGGGAAGCAGGUUGGAUCACACAGAGCAGCUACAGGAACGGUUCAGAUGACGGGGUCCUGGCCUACAAACUACUGGUACAGACCGGACGCAGGGAAAGGCCCAUCAGCGUUAACCAGCUGACUAGGCAGCGCUUGGUGGAUGCGGAUGGCAUCAUCAACCCGGUGGCGUUUUACAUCUACCUGACUGCGUGGGUCAGCAACGACCCGGUGGCGUACGCAGCCUCGCAGGCCAACAUACGGCCCCACCCGGAGUGGCUCCACGACCGCACAGACUCCAUGCUCGAGACACGGCUCAGCAUUCCUGCUGCUGAGCCCAUUGAAUAUGCACAGUUUCCAUUCUACCUCAACGGGCUCCGCGAGACCCCCCAGUUUGUGGAGGCCAUCGAGUCGGUGCGGGCCAUCUGCAGUAACUACAGCCGCCAGGGCCUACCCAGCUACCCCAACGGCUACCCCUUCCUCUUCUGGGAGCAGUACGUAGGCCUCAGACACUGGCUGUUGCUCUCCAUCAGCGUGGUGCUAGCCUGCACCUUCCUCGUCUGUGCCCUCUUUCUGCUCAACCCUUGGACUGCCGGCAUCAUCGUCCUGGUCCUGUCUCUGAUGACCGUGGAGCUGUUUGGUAUGAUGGGGCUGAUAGGGAUCAAGCUCAGUGCUGUUCCUGUGGUCAUCCUCAUCGCCUCAGUCGGCAUAGGAGUAGAGUUCACUGUACAUGUUGCUCUAGCGUUCCUCACAGCGAUAGGGGACCGUAACAGACGGGCAGUGCUGGCGUUAGAACACAUGUUUGCUCCUGUGUUGGACGGAGCCUUCUCUACUCUACUAGGAGUCCUCAUGCUAGCAGGCUCUGAGUUUGACUUCAUCGUCAGGUGAGUGGGACCAGUUGUG
Molecule: messenger RNA, 921 nt
Organism: Oncorhynchus masou masou (cherry salmon)
Lineage: Eukaryota; Metazoa; Chordata; Actinopteri; Salmoniformes; Salmonidae
Product: protein patched homolog 1-like
Biological process (GO): negative regulation of smoothened signaling pathway
Cellular component (GO): plasma membrane
Molecular function (GO): hedgehog family protein binding; smoothened binding; hedgehog receptor activity
Source: RefSeq, a predicted model, not a curated record